AUUUGUUAAUAAUUCGUUUCGCAGUUUUCGUGGUCGACAACUAUGCUGCGUCGCGUAUUGAGUGGAAAAUGUUCAAUUUCCAAUUAAUUUAUAAACAACAAGUAAAAAAUUAGAAAUACAGAAAAAUCGUUUUAUUAGUGUAAUAGUGGAAAAGUGUUGUACAAAUGUUUCUGUGCGAAGUGAAUUUCCAAUAAGUCUCAAAAUUUUCUGUUUAAAAUUUGUAUUUUGUUUUUUUACGCUUAUCGCAAAUAAAAAAAAAUGUUAAUAUGCCCAAAGUGUGGGAUUUUGGAAAUCAAGUGUUGGGAAUUAGUGUUACUUUCAUUUGUCGAAACGUUUUCUAAAGCCUAAAUGUGUAAAAUUAUUAAAGUUGCAUACGUGUGUAGUGUAUGGUUUCCGUCCUUCACUUUCUUUGUUUCUCUGCCUCAAACUCGCACUAUUGCUACUGCGUUAACUCCUUAUAAAGCAGAACUUCGUGUGGUUAGUGGUGCGCGAAACUAAACGUGGAAAACCAACUCUGCGAAGUUGUCAAAGCUGUGUUGUUAUUUCAAUAUUUGACACGUAUUACGUAUUUAAUAAUAUUUUAUAUUUUAUACUUCCUCUGAGGAUUUGCUGCGUCCUUAUAAUCUUCAAUGUGUGGGUUCUCACUUGGGAGCAAUUACGCAAGCUUUUCUAAGUGAUAGAAACGUUGGAUAUGUGAUAAUAUAAUAGCACUAUUUUAGUCUAAUUUGCCAAUUAAAUUACCAUCUUCACAAACUUAUUUGCACAGUAGAACAAAUCGUACCAAACCAAUACUUAAAAGGCUGUUUAAGUGUUAUCUUGUGAUGUGCAAAUACUUGACGCUGAUCACCGACAAGUAGCGAGCAGGUGGUGCUGACACAUGUAGCAGCCGCUGCACAUAAGUUGUUUCGUUUCCUGAUUAAACAAUCGUAUUCAAAAAGUGUUGAAGUGGCGCGCGGUUGCUAUUUUGGUUUAUUACAGAAUUUUGUGUUUGCUAUAGUACAACUCCGACAGUGGCUAUAAAUUUUAUUUUAUUUUUGUUGAUAAUCGUUUUCCUCACAGUGCUGAACUAUCACUUCAAGCUUUAAGUGACAAUAUUUGUAAAAAACUUAGUGGAAUAUCGUUAUUUAAAUAAGAAACAUCAUAAAGUACAAUAAAAGAAAUUAAAAAUAUUUAAUAAUACGUCUAGUUUAACUUUAUGAUUUUACAAAAAAAAAUCUUACGAAAUACCAAAUUAAUAUAAAUAAAUUGUACUGAGUGGUCAGACUGCUCCUCAGCGUUGGAGCUUUUAAGACAUCUACGUCAUUAUACUCAAAAGCAACAAUAUGGCACACGCCCACCAUAAUGCUGCUAAUCUGCUCAGUUCAGAUAUAUCACGACGUAAUCCACAGGACGAAUACGAGCUCAUACAGAAGAUCGGUUCUGGCACAUACGGUGAUGUUUAUAAGGCGAAGCGCAUACAGAGCAAUGAAUUGGCCGCAAUCAAAGUCAUCAAGCUCGAGCCCACCGAUGACAUACAAAUCAUCCAGCAGGAGAUUAUUAUGAUGCGCGAUUGUCGGCACAAAAACAUCAUCACAUACUAUGGUUCGUACCUGCGGCGCGAUAAGUUGUGGAUCUGCAUGGAGUACUGCGGUGGUGGUAGCCUGCAGGACAUAUACCAGGUGACGGGACCGCUAACUGAACAACAAAUCGCCUACAUGUGCCGUGAAACAUUGAAAGGACUCGAGUACCUGCAUACGAUGGGCAAGAUGCAUCGUGACAUCAAAGGCGCCAAUAUCCUGCUGACCGAACAGGGGGACGUCAAGUUGGCCGAUUUCGGAGUGUCCGCGCAGAUUACCGCCACGAUCAAUAAGCGGAAGAGCUUUAUCGGUACACCUUAUUGGAUGGCGCCGGAGGUGGCCGCCGUGGAGCGUAAAGGGGGCUACAAUCAAUUAUGUGAUAUAUGGGCGGUUGGCAUAACGGCAAUUGAACUUGCCGAACUCCAGCCGCCAAUGUUCGAUUUGCAUCCGAUGCGUGCGUUGUUCCUAAUGUCGAAAAGUGGUUUCAAGCCGCCCACAUUGAGCAACAAGGAGAAGUGGAGCACUACAUUUCACAAUUUCGUGAAGACGGCGCUGACGAAGAAUCCCAAAAAGCGUCCGACUGCCGAAUGCCUGCUGAAGCAUCCGUUCGUGCAGGGCGACAUGUCGGUGCGUGUGGCCAAGGAGUUGCUGCAAAAAUUCUUGAGUCCCAAUCAGCAAUUCUACUACUAUUUGGACGGGGAAGAGGAGACUGUCGCCAGCGUUCCACAACGAAUAGCAAGCAAAAUGACAUCAAGGCCAAAUGGUAUUUCACCGCAAAAUCACACUUUGAAAACAGGCAUGACAACGAAUUCGCAGUGGAAUGAUCGCUCAUCUAGUCCCGAAACUUUGCCCAGCGACAUGAGCCUCUUACAGUAUAUUGAUGAGGAGCUAAAGCUAAGAGCCACCCUGCCGUUAACCGAUACCAAAGAUCUGCUUAGCACCGAAUGCCACUGCGCGCACAAUGGCGGUAACGGCAACGGCAACGGUAAUGGCAACGGCAAUGGCAAUGAAAACGGUGGCGUCGGCGGCGCCAACGAUGCCGCAGCGCCAUCCGCGCCUGAUGACGUCAGCAGCUGCUCUGCAACCUCCGCGGCGCCAUCGACAGCUGCAACUGUGAAUGGCGGCGACGGCGUCAGCUCGAUCACUAGCGCGAGCAGUUUGGGGCAUUCGAUGUCUGCUUAUUUGGGACUGAGUUUCGGCUUCUCCAACAUGCGCACAACGUCGGUUGAUGCUGUGGUCAAUAACGCCAACCAUGAUAACGAUGCGCGGCACCACCACCAACAGCAGCAACAGCAGCCACAUUAUCACCGUCAUCAUCAUCAUCAUUACAUGCACUACACCAACAACAGUAACAGUAAUAGCAACAGCAACUGCAACAGCGGCGCCAGCGGCAGCAAUAUAAAUUCACGCUCAACCAGUGCCACCGGCCUAUCGGCAUCUUCGUCCAGCAACUCCUAUGGAACAGCAGUUGGAACGCCUGCAAAGCUGAAUGGCCAAUCGCAGUACACGUCAUUGUCCUCUUCCUUGUACAAUCCACUGGACAAUUUGAGUUGCGAAAGCGGCGGCGGGGGCGGCGGUGUCGGCGGUGGUGGUGGAGGCGGUGGCUUUGGCUUAGGCUUAGGCGGCAGUGUUAGUGGUACUAAUGGUGGCGGUAGAAGUGGUGUUGGUGUGUUAGGAAUUGAUAGGAGUAACGGUGGUAGUGUUGGUAGUGCUGGUGGUUUUGGUGGUGUUGGUGGUGGUGUCGGCGGUGUUGGCGCUUCUCCAUCGCCAUCCUCAUCUUCGUCCGCGUUUGCUCGUGAUGUGCUUAUGCAUUCCUCUGCUUCCACGUCACAUUUAUUCACUAAUUUGCUACGUAAUAAUGGCGCCAAUUAUUUUAAUAGCAACACUUCGGUGACCGAUUCGACAACAACUGGUGUAUCCGGAGCAACGACGUCGGCAACGGCAUCUGGUUCAGCCAACCCUGCCGGUGCAGCGGCUCCGUUGUCGGGUGAGUGUACGCCCACAUCGGGACAAGCGAUUGGCGGCAGCAACGACAGCAAUUGUGAUUAUAGACAUGAGAGUAAUCAGAAUGGUCUGGAGGACUCACCACGCCGGCACAGCUCAAUGGAUCAGCUGAUUGGCCUGCUCAAUGACAUGGGCAAGUCAUCGAGAACACGCAGUCUCAGCGACGGCGGUACACAAGAGGACGAAGUGGAGAAAGAAGCGCAGCCGGAUCUACUCAACAAUACGCCUCCCGUGCCUCCGAAACGCUCACAUCGCCGCCGCCACACCCCGCCACGCCCCAUAUCUAACGGCCUACCGCCUACGCCCAAGGUACAUAUGGGCGCAUGCUUUUCGAAAAUCUUCAACGGUUGUCCACUACGCAUACACUGCACAGCUUCGUGGAUCCAUCCCGAAACGCGCGACCAGCAUCUACUCAUCGGCGCCGACGAGGGCAUAUUCAAUCUAAACAUGAACGAGCUGCACGAUGCGGUCAUCGAUCAGCUGUUCCCGCGUCGCACCACCUGGCUGUAUGUGAUUAAGGAUGUACUCAUGAGUCUAUCAGGCAAAUCUUGUCAAUUGUAUCGACACGAUCUGAUCGCAUUACAUUCCAAGCAGACGCACCGUUUCUCUCUGCACAUGAACAAAAUACCCGAAAGACUGGUCCCGCGCAAAUUUGCGCUCACCACAAAGGUUCCCGACACCAAGGGCUGCACCCAAUGCUGUGUAACACGCAAUCCCUACAACGGUUACAAGUACUUGUGCGGUGCCACGCCCAGUGGCAUAUUCCUCAUGCAAUGGUACGAUCCGCUAAACAAAUUCAUGCUGCUUAAGCAAUGCGAGUGGCCGGCAUCGAGCAUAUUGGGCGGGGGACAUGGCUGUGUGCUGAACGGUCACACACCCGUCUUCGAGAUGAUCAUCACGCCGGAGCUGGAAUAUCCAAUCGUCUGCACGGGUGUGCGAAAGGCCCUCAACGGCUGUCUGAAGCUCGAGCUGAUCAAUAUGAAUAGCGCCAGCUGGUUUCAUUCGGACGAUCUGGAUUUCGAUGCCACGGCUACAAUGGUGCCGCGAAGAGAUCUGUUAAAGGUGGUGAAGGUGCAUCAGGUCGAAAAGGAUGCGAUACUGGUCUGCUAUGGCAACAUCAUACAAAUCGUCACGCUACAGGGUAAUCCAAAGCAACACAAGAAAUUGGUCUCGCAGCUCAAUUUCGAUUUCAAUGUGGAUAGCAUAGUUUGUCUACCUGACAGCGUAUUAGCAUUCCACAAGCACGGCAUGCAGGGCAAGUCGUUGCGCAACGGCGAAAUAACGCAAGAAAUUAAGGACAUGAGUCGUACAUAUCGACUGCUCGGCUGUGAUAAAGUCGUCGCUUUGGAGAGUCAAUUGCUGCGCACCGGUUCGCUGGGCAGCGAGGAGGGACAUGAUCUUUACAUUCUAGCUGGCCAUGAGGCCAGUUAUUAAUUAAAUAUAUAAUUACAAAAAUUAUAGUGGUAAAAUGCAAUUAACUAUGUAAAGCAAGUGAAACAAAAUAUUCUGUUUACUACAAAAAGAAAUGAAGAAAGCAAAUGAAAAAUUGAACAAACUGACUUAGAUAUACAUACAUAAGCGAGUAUAAAUUAAAAUAAAAUUAGCAUGUGAAAUUAAGUGAAAUGAAUGUCGAUAAAAUGAAAAUAAUCUUACUAAAUUGUUGGUAUAAAAUCAUAUUAAUUUUAAGCUUUUUUCUAGCGUCCGAUUUGCUUGUUUGUUUUGUAAAAUUGCACACAAAAACAAAGAAAUGAGUGUGAAAGCGUGAAAAAUAUUUCGUGUUUUUUGGAAACUAGCGAAUAUUACGCUGCGCCAAUGCCAAAGCGUUUUGAGAUUAAAUGCAGAUUAUCUGCGUUUUUUAUACGAUGUGUACAGAUCAUGCAGCGCCAAGUCAAAAUAGAGCCAUUAAAAAGAAAGUUGUAUAUAAGCGGGAUUUCAAUAAUUGUAUUAUAAAUGAUUGUGCAACACUUGCGAAUGAAAUAUUGAAAAUAUUAUUUGUAUAUACAAGCUAUUGUCGCUUAUUUAAUGUCGUUAUUUUUGAAUUGCAAAAUGAUUUUAAGUUAGUAGCUGCAAUAUAUGUAACGUUUCUUAGAUUUUACUAGACCUAAACACGUUUACAUAUAUGUAUCUACUUAAAGUGAAGAUUUUAUAGAUUUGCACGGUAUUUGCAUACAACGUUUUAGAAACGAAAUGGCAGAGCACUGUAUAAACAGCAAAGUGAUUGAUUGAUUGUUAUGAAAUACAUUCUUCAAAGUUUGAAACAUAAAACACUGCGAAAAAUUAGGUUAAUUAAGCAAAAUAAAUUAUAAAGUAUUUGACAUUGCUUACAAUUUUUAGUAUAAAAAUAAAGAUAAAUAAGAAACAUAAAAAACAACUGAAAACUAUAUUUACGAUCACAGGCACAUAAACAAUUUGAAAUCAACACAAAAAGGACUACUGCAUGCAAUUGCAAUAAAGAGUAUUUUAGCAAGGGCUGUGCAAGCAGUCGUACGCAACAUUUUAGACCCACAGUAAAUUUAGCUUUCACCUUACGAUCCAGUUGGUUUGAAAUUUUGAAAUGUUUACAUCAAAUAUGCGCACAGCCCCACCUCUAAGAGCACGCUAGUUAAUAAAAAAAUGGAAAUAAAUAAAUAACUCACUUAAACCAUAAGAGGUUAUAUAUAUAUAUAUAUAUAUAUAUAUAAUCUGGCAUGUUGUUUGAUAAACUAGAGCAUUGCAUUUUAGAUAACUUUAAGUAGAAUGAUAAAUGUGAGUGUUAAGCGUAAGAAAGUAUAUUUUUAAUAUAUAUUUAGGUAUACACACACAGCUCUGUGGACACACAACCCAAAAACGUUUGGAAAGCCAAUAACUCUGCGGCAGAUCAAAGUCAGUGACUCCACCCUUGUGUCAUUUUAACAAAACAAAAAAUGUAAACAUUAAUAUGCAGCCAGGCGAUCUCCUAAACUCUAAAUUUGUGUGAUAGUUUUGUUUAUGAUCAUUUAAUUAAUAAUAAUGUUCAACUUCCGCCUUUUAGUCGCACGGCCGAAAAUAUAUGUGCGAUAACCGUUAACCUUGAUUCAAACCGGAGGGCUUUACAAAAAUGAAAAUGCAUUAAUAAGCUAUUUAGUGAAGUGAAACAAUAUAAAGAAUUCAUACAUACAUACACAUGUAAUUAAACUAUCUAAAAACGAAAGCAGUCAACAAAAACUCACAAAUUAAUAAUAAAUGCAUAUAUAUAUUAUAGAUUUAAUUGGGCCAUUGCACUAUACAAAGAAGAUUUGUAAAAGCUAUUCCAGGGUCUCCACAGAGAUUCCAGAGUGUGUCACGCUCUAAAAGCAGUUCGGAAACUGCACACGAAGCAAAUAAACGUCGAUUUAAGUGAUACAAUUGUAAAUUUUUAAUUACUGUAAUUUGUUGAGUAAGAGAACCUUUAAGCUACAAACAAAUAAUUCCAGUUGUGGCAAGCGAUAGAUUUAUUAAAUAUUAACUAUUGUAUUUAACUUAUGUUUUAUUUUAAUUUAAAGUGAAGAUAUAAUAAACUAGCUGCUAGCGCGCUAUUAAAAUGUUAGAAUUUAACUUUAAGAAAAUAUAUAUAUGCGUAUGUAUGUAGAAAGCGGCGGAAAAUCAAAUCAAAGUGCGAUGUUAGACAUAGAGAGAGAGUAGAGAUUUAAUUCGGAAAUUUGUACGCGAAGAAAGCUUCUUUGGUAGAUUAGUUACGUAACGUAACGUAUGUAUGUAAGUAAGCAGCGUAGCCUCUAAGGGUUUGUACGAGUAUGUGUGUAUAAGAGAAGUAACGACUUCUAUUGAGUAUUAGACAUUAAAUAAAGAAACAAUUCAAAUGCAAAACAAAAACACUAUAGUUCGUUGAAAAUAAAUAAAGUACUAAAUAUAUAUGUAUGAAUAAAACAUAAAAGCAAAAAACUUUCUUAGUCAAAAUUUGAAGCAUUACAAUGCAAAACUAACGGGGCAAUAAAUUUAUUGCGCAGCACGAGAUUGAAAUACAAAUUAAUAAAUUGCAAUUAAAAAUAUAAAACGAAGGCUUUCAUUUCAAACAUAUAGUCUGCUAUUUUUUAUAUAAAGUUUUUAUUUUGUUUGCAUCAAAUUUUUAUAACCCUUUGUCACUCUGUUCCUUUCUAGUUUCCCAAUAGAUUUUGUCGCGCAUAGAGCAUCCUGUUUCCGAUUCCGUUUCGUGGUGACAAUUGCCCAACACUGAUUAGUGAUAACCAAUUUGGCUUACUACUUUAUCGAUUUAUGUUCGCCAAGGAUAGACGACAAAAAAUUAUUAUGCUUCAUGCUGGCAACAAAAUAAAUAUAAAGUAGUUCUGCAAUUGUUUUUAGGCUUUCGUCAGUCAAGUGUAGACAACGUAAUUUAAGAAACCGAAAUAAAGUUAUCGAUGAUUUUAGGUAAUCGGUAUGCGCAGCUGUCGUCAUCGCUACGGUUGCUCUGACAUUUUCUGUGGUGCAGCAAUCAGCUGAGUUCAGUACACUUUGAACAACGCGUUAAAACGGUUUGGUUGAUUUUAGUUGUCGCAUGGAAUUAUUAGUGACGACGGUGAAUAUAUAUACAUGCUAAUAGGUGUGUGGUGUGUUUGGGUUCGUUGGUGUGUGAGCGCGAGUUUACGACAACGUCUACGCCGUAGUACUCACCGUCGUUCUCUCAUCUCUACCAACUUUUUCCUGGUAUAUGUAGCGUACUCAUUUACACUUGUGUGAUGUAGGUGUGAAGUGUGUGCAGCCGUCUCUAUUUUCAGUGUUGUGUUCAUUGUGCAAAACAGCGAAUUAAAGUGCAAAGUGUUUGUAGCAAAAAUAUUCGUAAAGAAUAAGUGGAAACCGAAAUUUAUGAUUUUAUUGAAACAGAAUAAAAUUUUACGAUAUUUUCCUUAAAAUUGUUGCUAAUUCUAUAUUGAUGCUGUUCUAAGGGGUGAGCGAGCUUGUGUUAUGGCUUUGUCCGAGUGAAUGGAAUGCCGUGAAUACUACAAUUCAUAUACAUAUGUGCAGCUAUAUUCCAAAGUUUGUGGGCAGACCAGGAUAUCCAAUCGUCUGGAUUAGCUCCGAGAAUUUUUGCUGAGCUGUGCCAAUGCCAAUGUUAGUAUUUUUGGUAAAGUGACGUCAUAGUUUAUGGUCUGGUCAACGGGUGGAAAUACUAAGCCUUGCAAAGUCCGAUUUGUCAUCAAUUGGGUGGCUUUGACGUUGUGUUUUAUUGUCUUUAAUUUUGCUCUUCGCCAUUAUCUAGGUGUAGUGUAUAAACGAAAAAU
Bactrocera oleae (olive fruit fly) is the source of this 8791-nucleotide messenger RNA. The record is from RefSeq and is a predicted model, not a curated record. Lineage: Eukaryota; Metazoa; Arthropoda; Insecta; Diptera; Tephritidae.